AUGUGGAAGUGGAAGAGCAAGUCCCACAAAGCCGACGAGGACGUGUCCGGCUCCGCAUCCUCAUCCGGCCCCGCAGCCGCACCAGCCUCGACCUCGGCCCCUCCACCGGCCUACGGCGCAGUUGCCCCACAGCGCUCCGGGCCCGGACCCCUUGAUCUCUCCGCUGCCCUCGGCGCCGUGAGCCUCGGCCCCACCCCGCCCCACGGCACUGACCCUACGGAGGACACCUGUCUCGCCCACCUCCGCCUCCUGACGGCCUUCAACCGCCUUAAGAACGAGACGGGGUACCGCGACGGCCUGUGGGAGAUCUGGGACUCGCGCGCAAAGAUCGCCAAUGCCGGCGGCGGCAACGACAAAGCCGCCGCCGCCGCCGCCACCGCUGCAGGGACCCUGAACCCGGACGUCCUUGUCAAGCUCCGCGAGAAGCGGUGGGCAGUCUAUGUUGGCCGCGCCGUCGACCGCUAUGCCGUCUGGUGGCGGAGCUUCGUGCCGGACAUGCUGCUCGAGAGGGACAUGGUCGACCCGCCCGAGGAGAGGAGGGACCGAUACGAAGGGUUCCCAAGGUCGGAACCCAUGGUCUGGAACGCCGACAUGCUUCCCCCGCUGGAUGUAUUGCUUGUCUGGCACGCACACAUGCUCAACCCAAGAAUUUACCUCGAGGACUGCCUCCGCUAUGGCCACGGCGCCGUCUGGGCGGCCGGCAUGCCCUGGCCCGUCGUCAACCAGGCCAUCUCGGGUGCGACCUUUGACUAUGUCGUCUCGGACUCCUGCGUCGCGCAAUGGGAGGCCCGCACGAGCUUCGCCUGGUGCAACGAGGACGAUCCAGACACCAAGGAGAUCCGCUGUCCCUCGUGCCAGACGAUGGUGUCCGUCCCAUGGACGACGUGUGGCCAGCCAAGAGACUACAGCGGAACCAAACGCCCCGGCAUCGCAGGCGAGGGCUACGCAGACGGUCACUUGACCCAAACCUGCCCGUCCUGCUCCGUCACCAUAACCCACGAGUCCCUGCGCGCCGCAAAGUUCCGCAACGACAUCCAGGCCUCCGUCACCUCGGACCACGCCAUGCCGGGCACGAUCCUCGAUCUCCACACCGGCCUGCCGAAACCACUCAAGUAUGACUCUGACAACAGCAAUUCGGCCGGCUGUCCCGACCAGCUCUUCCCCGCGCGCCUCGCCCGCCGCGGCCUGCUGGCCGAGGUCGUCGAGAUGCUGAAGCCCGGCAGCAAGGUGGCGCCGAGCAUGAUGGUCGUCCGUGACAACAUGGAAGAGAACUUCACGGGCAAGUUCGCCGACUCCAAGAACCUGAGAGAGGUGAUGAAUCGUCACGGUCACAAGAAGGUGACGGAUUUCCGCCUGAGCUUGGACGGGAGGCGGCAGACGCGGAAGAUGAUGUCGCGGUACUGGGAGAACUCGUCGCCUUUUGCCAUUGAUCUUGUGGGCUGUGUCAUGAGGCAAGGGACGUUUACCGAGAAGAUGUGCAAGCUCAACUGGCUGCACUUCCCGACGGCCCGAAAUCUUAUGGCCGACCUCCUCAAGAAGUACACCCGCUUCGUCGAGAUCAUCGCCAUCGCGGCCGCGACAAAGGACAAGGUUGCCGUGCCGACGCUCGACGUCGACCUCGCAUGGCACACGCACCAGCUCUCUCCACAGUCCUACUUUGUCUUCACGCUCGCCAAGACGAGCGCUUUCGUGGACCACAACGACAAGGUUGACGAGGAUAGGCUGAGCACGGCCUUUGAGUGGACGAGCAAGACCUACCAAGAGAAGUAUGGCGAGGUUUACUCCCAGUGCAAGUGCUGGUACUGUGAAACUGUCAGGGUGAUGGCGUUGCCGGCGACCAAGAUGUUUGGCAUAGGCAAGGAAGAAAAGCUCCUCGAAGCAUGGCAUGCGGCCGCCAAGGCAAACAACGUGCCAAUGCCUCCUAUGACCGAGUCGGCGCACGUCUCGUCGCACCCGGCGGUUCACACCAACGAGACGACAGCCCGUCGAGCGACCACUCGUCCGAUACGUCUCGAGUACCGGAACAGGCUGGAGGAAACGCACUCCAAGGCGCGCAAGAGGGCGACCAAGACGUUCAAGGCCGACUCCGACAAGCGUAUGGGACCCCGGGGCGAAGACAGGACGUCUUUCUGGGGGAAAGACGUUGAGGUCGAGGGGCCCUGGGCCUCGAGCUUGGCUGCUGUCACAACGAGCGCCAUGUAUCCCGCGCCGCCGGGCUUCGCAAACAUGGGGCCCGGCUCGGUGGGCAGCUGCGCGACGGGAACAUGCGGCGGAGCCACUGGGUGCGGCUCCGAGCUGCUGGGCAUGUGCACAGCCGGCUGUGUUGGGAGCGGCUGGUUUGGCGGAAACGCCGGAUGUGCAGGAAUGGGCGCAACGUCCGGUGGUGUGAUGCUCUAA
Molecule: messenger RNA, 2397 nt
Organism: Colletotrichum destructivum
Lineage: Eukaryota; Fungi; Ascomycota; Sordariomycetes; Glomerellales; Glomerellaceae
Product: Putative Glycine-rich domain-containing protein
Exons: 8
Coding region: 1-2397 (798 amino acids)
Source: RefSeq, a predicted model, not a curated record